Messenger RNA from Diceros bicornis minor, 2424 nucleotides. RefSeq names its product endoplasmic reticulum lectin 1 (gene ERLEC1). The coding region runs from base 140 to 1591 and encodes 483 amino acids. The transcript has 14 exons. The record is from RefSeq and is a predicted model, not a curated record. Gene Ontology annotation, biological process: endoplasmic reticulum unfolded protein response; retrograde protein transport, ER to cytosol. Gene Ontology annotation, cellular component: endoplasmic reticulum lumen. Lineage: Eukaryota; Metazoa; Chordata; Mammalia; Perissodactyla; Rhinocerotidae.
AAGGAGACGUGGCGGCGGCGGUUGGGUCACGGGCUGCUUGGGCGCUUGGUAGUCCCGCCGCCUCCUCCUCCUCCUCCCCCUCCUCUCCUGUGUGGGCAGAGGAGGUUGUGGCAGCGGCUGGAGAAGUCGGCGGCGGAGGAUGGAGGAAGGAGGCGGCGGCGCGCGGAGUCUGGUCCCUCGCGGGCCGGUGUUAUUGGUCCUCUGUGGCCUCCUAGAGGCGUCCGGCGGCGGCCGAGCGCUCCCCCAGCUCAGCGAUGACAUCCCUUUCCGUGUCAACUGGCCCGGCACCGAGUUCUCUCUGCCUACAACUGGAGUUUUGUAUAAAGAAGAUAAUUAUGUCAUCAUGACAACUACACAUAAAGAAAAAUAUAAAUGCAUUCUUCCCCUUGUGACAAGUGGGGAUGAGGAAGAAGAAAAGGAUUAUAAAGGCCCUAACCCAAGAGAGCUGCUGGAGCCACUGUUUAAACAAAGCAGUUGUUCUUACAGAAUUGAGUCGUAUUGGACUUAUGAAGUAUGUCAUGGAAAACACAUUCGGCAGUACCAUGAAGAGAAAGAAAGUGGUCAGAAAGUAAAUAUUCACGAAUACUACCUUGGGAAUAUGUUGGCUAAGAACCUUCUAUCUGAAAAAGAACAAGAAGCAGAAGAAAAAGAAAAAUCAAAAGAGAUUCCCACUAAAAAUAUCGAAGGUCAGAUGACACCCUACUAUCCUGUGGGAAUGGGAAAUGGUACACCUUGUAGUUUGAAACAGAACCGGCCCAGAUCAAGUACUGUGAUGUACAUAUGUCAUCCUGAAUCUAAGCAUGAAAUUCUUUCAGUAGCUGAAGUUACAACUUGUGAAUAUGAAGUUGUCAUUUUGACACCACUCUUGUGCAAUCAUCCUAAAUAUAGAUUCAGAGCAUCUCCUGUGAAUGACAUAUUUUGCCAGUCACUGCCAGGAUCACCAUUUAAACCCCUCACCCUGAGACAGUUGGAACAGCAGGAAGAAAUACUAAGGGUACCUUUUAGGAGAAAUAAAGAGGAAGAUUUGCAAUCAACUAAAGAAGAGAGAUUUCCAGCAAUUCACAAACCCAUUGCUGUUGGUUCUCAGCCAAUGCUCACUGUUGGAACAACUCACAUAUCCAAAUUGACAGAUGACCAACUCAUAAAAGAGUUCCUUAGCGGUUCUUACUGCUUUCACGGGGGUGUUGGUUGGUGGAAAUAUGAGUUCUGCUAUGGCAAACACGUACAUCAAUACCAUGAGGACAAGGAUAGUGGGAAAACCUCUGUGGUUGUGGGGACAUGGAACCAAGAAGAGCAUAUUGAAUGGGCUAAGAAGAAUACUGCUAGAGCUUAUCACCUUCAAGACGAUGGUACCCAGACAGUCAGGAUGGUGUCACAUUUUUAUGGGAAUGGAGAUAUUUGUGAUAUAACUGACAAACCAAGACAGGUGACUGUAAAACUAAAAUGUAAAGAAUCAGAUUCUCCUCAUGCCGUUACUGUAUAUAUGCUAGAGCCUCACUCCUGUCAAUAUAUCCUUGGGGUUGAAUCUCCAGUGAUCUGUAAAAUCUUAGAUACAGCAGAUGAAAAUGGACUUCUUUCUCUCCCCAACUAAAGGAUAAUAAAGUUCGGGGAAAGAAAAGAUCAUUGAAAGUCAUGAUGAUUUCUCUCUGACUGUGUGUCUCAUUACAGAGUUCUCCGCCAUUGGACCUCAUCUAAAGGAUCAUAUAAAAGGACUCUCAACCACUUUGUGAAUAUAUAUGUGUAUAUAAGAGGUUAUUGAUAAACUUCUAAGGCAGACAUUUGUCUCACUUUUUUCAUUUUUGUUGUGUCUUAUGAACUGAUUGUGUUUUUCUUUGCUUGGAUAAUGUGAUUCCAAAAUAAAUCUCAUCCAAGCAAUUUAGAGUUCAUCCUAAUGAAAUAUCAUAAUUGUUAUACCCACUGAAAGUUUAUAAAUAAUAGAUUUAUUAUGUAAAUUAUAGUAUAUAUAACUAAUGAAAUAAAGAUAAUGAAGAAGGAAAUUGAUAGGAGGUUGCUUAAAUGAGAGACCAUGUAAAAUAUGUAAAUUCUAGUGCCUGAGAUCCUUUCAACAAAUUUUUCUUUAGCUGCUCUCUACCAGGUAUUAAACUAGAAACUGGGCACAUAGUAGAGCCUCACGUGUAAGUUGUCUUCACCUCUGUUAGUCUCAAGAAACUCUUAUUUGUAAGAGAUGCCUCUCUCUCAGAACUUUUAUCUGUUUGUUUCUCCUUGAUAUGAGUGUGUUUUCCACCGAAGUAUGUAUCUGGUGUAGACAUCAGUGAUUCUUCUCCUUUGACUUAGAAUGGUUUACUUUAACAAAACACUAUGCUGGUUAUCCUUUGUACUUGCCUACUAUAUACUACAGAUUUUAGUUCUAGACACUUUUACAGCACAAUAUUUAUUUUAAAGUGAAUAAAAUGUCCACAAGCA